Molecule: messenger RNA, 1410 nt
Organism: Exophiala aquamarina CBS 119918
Lineage: Eukaryota; Fungi; Ascomycota; Eurotiomycetes; Chaetothyriales; Herpotrichiellaceae
Product: phosphatidylinositol glycan, class M
Exons: 1
Coding region: 1-1410 (469 amino acids)
Biological process (GO): GPI anchor biosynthetic process
Cellular component (GO): membrane; glycosylphosphatidylinositol-mannosyltransferase I complex
Molecular function (GO): GPI mannosyltransferase activity; alpha-1,4-mannosyltransferase activity
Source: RefSeq, a predicted model, not a curated record
AUGCCAUCCCUGAUAUCUUCUCUACUGUCCUCACCUACGGCCGUCUUUCUCUCAGCCUUCCUCCUACGUGCCAUUCUCUUGGUCUAUGGUAUCUACCAGGACUCGGUCUCGGCUCUGAAAUACACCGACAUCGACUACUAUGUCUUCACCGAUGCAGCUCGCGCAGUCGCAAAUCAUUCCUCACCAUAUGAUAGAGCCACAUAUAGGUACACCCCAUUACUAGCGUGGAUCUUAUUGCCAACCACUUGGGGAGGCUUGUGGUUUCACUUCGGCAAAGCGUUAUUCGCUCUUUCAGAUCUGAUCGCGGGCUGGCUUAUUCUGACCUUGCUGGAGAAGAGGGGACUGGACAAAACGCACGCCCUGAAAUAUGCCAGUGUCUGGCUGCUCAACCCCAUGGUCGCCAAUAUCAGCACUCGGGGGAGCAGCGAGGGUUUACUUUGCGUACUGGUUAUGUCCCUGCUGGGUGCCUUUGAGACUCGACAAAUCGCUCUCUCAGGUGCCCUCCUCGGCUUGAGUGUUCAUUUCAAGAUAUACCCAUUUAUCUAUGGAGUCAGUAUGCUGUGGAUUUUGGAAAGCGGUCCAACUUCUUCAAGUCCCUCGACAUCUUUUCAGAAUAUUCUACGAUUCCUCAACCCAAGACGCUUGUUACUUCUCACUACAUCUUUGUCGACCUUCACCUCUCUUAACAUUCUCAUGUAUAAUAUUUACGGACCACCCUUCUUGAAACACACGUUUCUACAUCACUUUACUCGCAUCGACCAUCGCCAUAAUUUCUCUCCUUACAACGCCCUUCUAUAUCUCUCCUCCGCCCACUCAGCAGUCUCGCCUGCUCAACCAACAUCUCUUUCCUUCGAAUCCAUCGCUUUCAUCCCGCAACUCCUUCUUUCGACGGUUCUUAUCCCUGUGGCCCUGUCAAGACGGCAUCUACCAGCGACAAUGCUGGCUCAAACCUUAGCAUUCGUCACAUUCAAUAAAGUUUGUACCUCGCAGUAUUUUCUGUGGUAUCUGAUUUUCCUCCCGCUCUACCUACCACGAUCCUCCCUGACUACCUGUCCCUCUCUGGGCGGCACCGCACUCGCGCUUUGGGUUCUCGGACAAGCUGCCUGGCUCCAACAAGGAUACCAACUCGAGUUUCUAGGGCGCAGUACCUUUGUACCAGGCCUUUUCUCCGCAGGCCUAGCAUUCUUCGCGGUCAAUUGUUGGAUCCUAGGCGUCGUUGUAUCCGAUGUUAUUUCAGGAGCGGGAUCCAAUUCCCUGGCCGAAACACCGGAAAAGCCACCCAAAUCGGCACCAUCGACAUUGUCAUCUCCAAUUUCAACUGCUCGUCCUCGCAAGGCAAGCAACGUCGACACCAGCUCCCUUAAUUCCGUGCAUCUUGGGCCACGAAACCGUACUCUAAAAAGCAAUUGA